ACGAAAACUCAUCAGCCCGAGCUUCUUCGGUUCUCAUAGCAACCACUUCACUUGCAUUCGAAUGGUACCAAGGAUCGGAUUGAAAUUUAAGUAGAUUUCAAGUAAUCGUAAUUGGUCUUAUUCAAGGCCGUGUUGGAUAAAAGACAGAAUGCCGUCCUCCGAGGUUCUCUCGAUUCUCCUGGUCUUCCUGGCUGCUCACGGAACGUACGCCCAGAAGCAGCAACAGGAAGACCCCUGCCAAACAAAAGCCCGAGUGGUGGGUGACAUAGAGUAUUGCGAUCGCUACUGGGAAUGCGUGAACGGACGUCCAGAACUAUUCGACUGUCCAAAUGGUCUCGUGUUUGCUGGUAAACAUCGCGGCGUGACCGAAGGGUGCGACUACCCUUGGAGGGCGAACUACUGCGAUGGGAAACGUCAAGCGAAUCCACCGAUUCCAGCUGAACAUUGCGACUGGUUGUACGGUAUCUUUGGUCACGAGACUUCUUGCACCAGGUACUGGACCUGCUGGAAUGGAACUGCGACAGAGCAGCUCUGUAUCGGUGGACUUUUGUACAACGAGAGGGCCAGAUCCUGCGAUUGGCCGGAGAACGUUGAAGGAUGUCAAAAGCACCCUCUCUGCAACGACGACGCAAACGGGAACGUACCCCUGGGUAAAUCUUGCAACCGGUACUGGCAAUGUCAAGGUGGUUAUCCACGGCUACAAAGAUGUCCAGCGAUGUUGGUAUUCGACAGAAGAUCGCUCAGGUGUGUGGUACCACCAACGGAAGAUUGUGACGUACCCACAACACCACCGAAUCUAGAGGGUGAUCUUCCGGAUGGAAGAAACGAGCAAGAACCGGAGGAAGAAAAUCUUCCUCCCGGUGUUCCACCUCUACCAGCUGGUGCACUGCCUAUCUCUCUUCGAGGUCGUUCCAGAAAUUAAAUCGCGAAAUUCUAAGGCAUUCAGUCGAGUCUCUACGUGUGCAACGCGAUGUAAACGAUCCUUGAAAAAUCGUCAUCAUUUCAAAAUUAAUUAGCUGUUUAAUUAAUCGAAAUUUACGAAAUUGAGGAGUCUUGCAUCCAAGGAAUUUUAAUUAACACACACGAAAUUAUAAUUUCGAAAAUAAGUUGCAUACGUGGAACAUUCGCGAUUUAAAAUUCUCAAAAUUCGAGUCGUAUUUCAGACUCCCCUCCAAAAAAACAAAUAAAUAAAACAAAAAAACAAGUUCACCAAUACAAAUUGGUGAAACAAUGCUCUCAUUUCAGGAGAGCACUAAGCGUUGUUAAAUUCUAUGUUUUAUGUAUAUUCACCGCUUCGUUACUGUUACAUCCGAACCGGAAGUAACAGACAUUCUUCUUCCCUUCUCUUCUUUUUGUAUUCUUUUGAUCGACGAUUUUCAUCGACGAUUCUUCGUGCACGUAAGUUAAACGAUGUAUACAACAUCGUAAUGUAGACAUAUUGAUUGUAUCCCUGUUUAAUUAUUAAGCAAUCACCGCCCGUUCUAUUAUCAUUCUUUUCUAUUAGUCGAAGUGUAAAUAUUCCUCGUAGCCAU
This is a messenger RNA of Osmia bicornis bicornis, 1532 nucleotides long. RefSeq names its product protein obstructor-E-like. NCBI's taxonomy places the organism in Eukaryota, Metazoa, Arthropoda, Insecta, Hymenoptera, Megachilidae. Bases 149 to 922 code for a protein of 257 amino acids. The transcript is spliced from 3 exons. The record is from RefSeq and is a predicted model, not a curated record. Gene Ontology annotation, cellular component: extracellular region. Gene Ontology annotation, molecular function: chitin binding.